This is a messenger RNA of Drosophila willistoni, 2685 nucleotides long. It is a transcript of the gene Ptpmeg2, whose product is annotated as tyrosine-protein phosphatase non-receptor type 9. NCBI's taxonomy places the organism in Eukaryota, Metazoa, Arthropoda, Insecta, Diptera, Drosophilidae. The record is from RefSeq and is a predicted model, not a curated record. The transcript is spliced from 8 exons. The coding region runs from base 47 to 2569 and encodes 840 amino acids. Gene Ontology annotation, biological process: protein dephosphorylation. Gene Ontology annotation, molecular function: protein tyrosine phosphatase activity.
GUGUGUGUGUGUGUUAGUGAAUUGCAAUGUCAAUAUAAGGCACAAUAUGGCACAGAAUAAGGAUACAACAAACCACACCGAAGAGAACGGAGGAGGCGGCAGCAGCAGCAGCGGCGGCUGUCAUCAUCGUCUAUUCCUUUACAUAGCCAAGGCUGUGAAACAAUUCAUUGAUCUCUGUAACAAUCUUGGAGCCAACUGCAGUAACAACACAACAACAACAACAGCAUCAACACAAACACCAGCAACUGCAGCAUCAGUCAUAUCAAGCAUAUCAGCGACAUCGAACGCCUCUACAACAACACAAACAACAACAGCAGCAGCACCAAUAGCCAACCAACAGUCAACAGCAUUAACAACGCCCAUCAGACGACACAUCUCACAUACGACAGCAGUUAAAUUUUUAUAUGCCCGUAAAUUUGAUAUACCAAGAGCCGUUUCGCUAUACGAACAACAUGAGCAAAUCCGUCAGAAGGAAUAUCUAUAUAACAUAGAACCGGAUGUAGAGCCAUUGCGCUCUGAACUUAAAACUGGCAAAUUCACAAUUUUGCCGGCUCGCACAUCCAGCGGUGCAGCAAUUGCCCUAUUCACCGCCAAUCGUCACAGUCCAUUGGGUGUCUCUCAUACGACCACUUUGCAGGGCAUUGUCUAUCAAUUGGAUUGUGCUCUACAGGAUACAGAGACACAGCGUGCCGGUUUAGUAUUCGUUUACGAUAUGAGUGGCUCAAAAUAUUCCAAUUUUGAUUAUGAUUUGUCACAGAAGAUACUCACAUUGUUGAAGGGCGGUUAUCCGGCUCGUCUGAAAAAGGUGUUAAUUGUGACGGCGCCAUUGUGGUUUAAGGCGCCAUUCAAAAUCCUGCGCCUAUUUGUGCGCGAGAAGCUGCGAGAGCGGGUCUUUACCGUAUCCGUGCCACAGUUGAGUUUGCACGUGCCGCGCAAGGCGCUGCCAGUUCAUCUUGGUGGCACUCUUGAGAUUGAUCACGCUACAUGGUUGCUCAAUUGCCGCAAAUCGAUGACGAAUCGUGAAGACGAACUGCUUGCCAAUAUUGUUGGAGUGGUGGGUGGUGGUGGCGGCGGUGGUGGCGGCAGUGGUGGAGCAACAAUAACAAAUGGCGGUGGUCCAACGGAUGCUCCAUCAGCAGCAGCAGCAGCAGCAACAACAACAGUAAUUAGCGCUGUCCAUCAAUUGGGUGAUAAUAAUACGACCGUGGUGACAGUUAGCAACGGUGUGCCAGAGAGUGGUGACAAGGAAGUGGCCAAAACAACAACAACAACAACAGAACCCAACGAAAAUAUCACAAUCAACGGACUGAGUCCAAGUCAUCGUCAAACCUCCAUACCAGCAGCCACAUCGACAACGCCAACGUCAACGACGACGACGACGACGACGGCGCCGGGGACAACGACGACGACGACAGCUGGUGGAGCUGUCGGUGAUGUUGCCCCGGCAACGGCAGCAGGAACAACGGCGGUUCCAACCGGCGGCGGUGGUGGUGCUGGUGGUGCCGGUGCCAGUGGUGGGGCUGGUGCUAAUGGUGGCGGCGGUGAAUUCUGGUCGGAGAAUCCGCCAAGCAGUGCCUCAUCCGGUUUCAGUGAUGAUGACAGCCUGGCCGGACAGGAGGGUGAUCCCAAGCCCAUUGAUCAAAUUGUCCAAAUGGUUAAGCAACGCGGUCGUCAGGGUCUUAUAAAGGAAUAUGCGGAUAUAAGGAAUCGGGCGCCCGAAGGCACAUUUCUGCAUGCGAGAAUGCGCAACAAUUUGACCAAAAAUCGUUACACCGAUGUACUUUGCUAUGAUCACAGUCGUGUGGUCCUGGCACAUGAGGAUGAGGCCGAUGAGGUAUCCGAUUAUAUAAAUGCAAAUUUCGUUGAUGGAUAUAAACAAAAGAAUGCAUAUAUUUCAACUCAAGGUCCACUACCAAAGACUUCCCAUGACUUUUGGCGUAUGAUCUGGGAACAACAUUGCUUAGUUAUAGUUAUGACCACACGCGUCAUGGAACGCGGUCGUGUCAAAUGCGGCCAAUAUUGGGAGCCGGCUGAAGAUAGUUCCUUAGAGUUUGGAAAUUACCAUGUGCGAACAAUUAGCGUUGAAUGCAAUGAGGAUUACACAGUUGCCUCGUUAGAAUUGAGAAACAUUAAGACUGACGAAAUUCGCAAUGUCUCACAUUGGCAAUUCACAAGUUGGCCAGAUUACGGUGUGCCCAGCUCAGCAAUGGCCAUGUUAAACUUUUUGCAAAAGGUGCGUGACAUGCAGGCGCAAUUGGUGCGCGGUCUGGGCGAUACAUGGGCGGGUCAUCCGCGUGGUCCACCAAUUGUAGUGCAUUGCAGUGCAGGAAUUGGGCGUACAGGCACCUUCAUCACACUGGACAUAUGCAUAUCGCGGCUGGAGGAUGUGGGCACAGCGGAUAUACGCGGUACAGUGGAGAAGAUACGGUCACAGCGCGCCUAUUCCAUACAAAUGCCCGAUCAGUACGUCUUCUGCCAUUUGGCACUCAUCGAGUAUGCCUAUUCCCGGGGCAUGCUGCAAACUGUCGAUCUGGCUGGCUUCGAUGAGCGUGAACAGGACUCCGAGUAGAUGGCAUUCGAUGGACUGCGGCAGAGAAAACACAAAUUGUAUACAGAUUAUCUUACGUUUAUGUUUUACCAUUACAUACUAUAUAAAUACUAUAAUAUACUAUAUUAUUAUUAUUA